AUUGUUAUCGUUACCAAUAUGUAUGGAUAUCAGAUUUGUCCGUUUGCAAUAUGGAAUACUUCUACUUUCAUUUGAGUGGAAUAUUGGACCGAAUGUGAUAUGCGAAUAUUCCGGCGAUUCCUAUAUUUAAUAUUUGAUAAUGGGUAGAUUCUUGCAUUGAUGCCAUUUGUUAGUGUAAUGCUUGUUGCUAUACGUUUCAAUUCAAUAAAGGUUUGGCUGUGCGAGUUAUACACAUCCCUAGUUGUCAAUCCAUCUCAGCAUCUCCAAUCUGGGUGUCAUUCACUUUUUAUUUGAUGCCUAAGCAGAGUAUAUUGCUUUAAACUCGUUCUUCCUACUCAUAGGAUGUUGUGGGGAGUGACCUGAGGUUAAAUUUAGAUCUCUCCAGCGCUGAUGCUACAUCUGCACCUGUGUUCAUAGACACCAGCAGCGCUAACGCCUUCUUCUCGUCUGCACAAAUGCGGGAAGGAGGUCGGUUUGGAGAAGAGGGAUGGGGCUACGAGCCCGAAGGCGUGCUUCUGUCGAGAUUAAACAAUGCCUUCUUCCGGAAUCUGUGGCAUUUGUCUACAAUAGCGUUACGCACAUGGACGGACUGGCUCCUGUUUCUGUCGUUGCCUGUGCUGGUUGCUGCUUACAUCGCUGCGGGGUACUAUGAGAUGCUUGUUCCUGGAUACUUGUACACGACGCUGAUCGAGGACGAUUUACAAGGCUUCAUCCACAGAUGUCUUCAGCUUCUAGGGCUGGUGAUACUUAUCACAGUCCUCAAGACAUUGCGAUCAUUCACCACAUCCUGGCUGGCGAACUCGUGGCGAAUAAGCAUAACCAAUGAAAUCCAUGGCUUGUAUAUGUCGGAUCUGACCUUUCAUACACUCCGCAUGGAAUACGCCAGGAUUGACAACCCGGACCAGCGCAUAGUCACGGAUAUCAAGGAACUAACGAGCACCUUCUUCACGAUACUUGGUGGCGUGGGUGCAGGGGGGGCAUACGAAGCCUUUGGGAAUAUCCUGUGGUACUCCGUUCAGGUGGGCCAGAGGUGCGGGUGGUACGGUGUUGUGACUGGCUAUGUAUGGUCUGCUGUUAUGGCCCUCAUCAGCGUCGCCUUCAUCAACGUGGUCGCCCCGUGGGUGUUCCGACAGGAGCGGUUAGAGGCGGUGUUCCGAUUCUUGCACGUGACCUUAAGAACAAGGGCCGAGGAUAUCGCCUUCCAAGGCCACGGAACUCACGAAUACGAGACUUUGGACACCUCGCUUGUCCGGUGUGUGGAUAACACCAAGCAGAUCAUCUACCGUCAGAUCUAUCUGAACGUCAUCCAGUUCUGGUACGGCUACAUGACGACCUUUGUCAUGUACUUCUCUGUGGGGGUGGCCGUCUUCUCUGGACUGGCGUGGGAGUACACAGCUGAAGGCGAGCGUGCACAGUGGAUAGCGCAGACCUCGGGCAGCUUCAUGUUCCUGCUGUGGGGGUUUACUAUCUUGAUACAGCUGUCUACGCAAACCUCAGAUUUCGUCGCGUACGUCACACGCGUGUCCGAACUACACGACGCGCUGCUUGACAGCAAACGACGCAACGGGCACGACACACACCCAAACACAAACACCGCUCUGAAUGAAAGCCAGAUGUUCAUAGACAACCCCCAGACACUGGUAGUGGACAAGCUGCAGAUCACGUCUCCGGCUGCGGAGGUGCUGAUGUCGGGCCUGUCCUUUACUUUGGCCAAAGGGGACAGUCUUCUGCUCUUGGCUAGCUCAGGCAAGGGCAAGAGCUCACUCCUGCGAGUGCUCAGGGGUCUGUGGCCAGCCUCGCAAGGUAGUGUGUCGCUUCCCGCGAAGCUUAGCACUGGCACAGGCGGCUUGUUCUUCCUGCCCCAGCGCGCGUAUCUGGCGCACGAGCUGACGCUGAAGCAGCACGUGAUGUACCCCACCAUGCAGGCCGACGACGCGGCGUCUGAUGACACCAUCCGAGCCCUCUUGUGUGAGUUUGGCCUGGAGCGUGUGCUCGAGCGUGUGGGUGGGUUGGAUGUAAUCGCCAACUGGCACACCAUGCUGUCUGUUGGUGAGCAGCAACGUCUGUGUCUCGCUCGGGUGGUGUGGCACCAGCCGUCGAUUGCUAUACUGGACGAGGCCACCUCCAGUCUGGAUGCCGAAUGGGAGAAGCGUGUGUACCAAUCCUUUGUGAAACGCAACAUAGGGGUGCUAAGUGUGGGCCAUCGGGAGACUCUCUGCGCACUUCACAACCGAGUGAUCAAGCUGGCGUAAUGCUAUACACAUGAAUAGCCGAGAAAAGCCCCCCUGGUAUAUACACAAGCGAGAAAACCCCAGCUGAUAUAUAUACACAAGCGAGGAAACCCCAGCUGAUAUAUACACAAGCGUGAAAAUCCCAGCUGAUAUAUGCACGAGCGAGAAAAACCCAGCUGAUAUUUGCACAAGCGAGGAAACCCCAGCUGAUAUAAACACAAGCGAGAAAAACCCAGCUGAUAUAUACACGAGCGAGAAAACCCCAGCUGAUAACGCGAGCGAGAAUAACACUAGCGAGAAAGACAGAACUGAUAAAGACACAGGUGAUAAAUACACAAGCGAGGAAUGCCUACUCACGGUGUGAGUGAAGCACUUCACAGUUGAGCAGUGGUGUCUUACUUUAACGCUCUACAGCAGGGCAGUCUAAGCCUGGGUAGAGUGCCACACGGUUAUUGUAUGUGGUAGCACAGGCUAUGGUGUAACCCUGCACUACUCCCUAAACAAACGGUGGUAGCACAGACUAUGGUGUAACCCUGCACUCCCCCCUGAACAAACGGUGGUAGCACAGGCUAUGGUGUAACCCUGCACUACCCCCUGAACAAACGGUGGCAGCACAGGCUAUGGUGUAGCCCUGCACUACCCCCUAAACAAACGGUGGUAGCACAGGCUAUGGUGUAACACUGCACUACCCC
Messenger RNA from Sphaeroforma arctica JP610, 2923 nucleotides. RefSeq lists its product as hypothetical. Gene Ontology annotation, molecular function: ATP binding; ABC-type transporter activity; long-chain fatty acid transmembrane transporter activity. The transcript has 14 exons. The record is from RefSeq and is a predicted model, not a curated record. NCBI's taxonomy places the organism in Eukaryota, Ichthyosporea, Ichthyophonida. Gene Ontology annotation, biological process: long-chain fatty acid import into peroxisome; fatty acid beta-oxidation; very long-chain fatty acid catabolic process. The coding region runs from base 456 to 2252 and encodes 598 amino acids. Gene Ontology annotation, cellular component: peroxisomal membrane.